GGAAUCAUGAGCUCUAUGGAUUUCCAGUCACUCCCAUGCUGGGCGAAGCCGGAGCUCCCAUGUGCGGCCUGCCGCCUCCUCCACCGCCGUUGCACCACAGACUGCAUGCUGGCGCCAUACUUUCCUUCGGACAACUCCGACAAAUUUUCCGUCGUGCACAAGGUGUUCGGGGCAAGUAAUGUUAUCAAGAUGCUUCAUAUGAUCGAGGGAGAAUGGAGAGAGGAUGCGGUAAAAAGCAUGAUAUACGAAGCAUAUGCGAGGGUUAGAGAUCCAGUGCAUGGGUGCACCACUGCAAUUUUCUACUUGCAGAGUUGCAUUGAAGAGCUACAAGAACAAAUUCAAGACGCAGAGAGGUUACUGCUGGAGUCACAGGAGCAGAGAAACCAACUGCUCUGUUUUCUAAAUCAGCCGUUCGCUCCAGCAUACGAGGAAAUGAGUGGCGGCGGUGGCGUCGAGAAUGGCUUAUUUGGAGAUAGCUUAAUGUUCAUGGACCGUGCUUAUGGAUUUGACUCUGAUUAGCGCUGAAUUUCUUAAAAAAAGAAUCAAAGUAGCU
This is a messenger RNA of Phalaenopsis equestris, 553 nucleotides long. RefSeq names its product LOB domain-containing protein 1-like. Bases 7 to 519 code for a protein of 170 amino acids. The record is from RefSeq and is a predicted model, not a curated record. The transcript is spliced from 2 exons. Lineage: Eukaryota; Viridiplantae; Streptophyta; Magnoliopsida; Asparagales; Orchidaceae.